Gryllus bimaculatus (two-spotted cricket) is the source of this 2699-nucleotide messenger RNA. The record is from the annotation of a GenBank genome assembly. Lineage: Eukaryota; Metazoa; Arthropoda; Insecta; Orthoptera; Gryllidae.
AGUGCGAAACUUAAACUGCGCAUGAGCAGAAGAUCGAUAGUGCUUUAACGUUCGAGGUAACACAAACUUCUCAAUCUCCCUACGUAUCGUUGUCGACGGUCGAUAGCCAGCGAUCAUGUUCAUCUACGGACCAGUGACAGCUCUGGGCUUACUAAACCUGUCCACCUGACUGGAAUAUGUGGAAUUAACGUUUUCUGUCUCGCGUCGUACCUCAUUGAUUAUUGUUGAUUGCGAGAAUGUCUUGUCACGGCUGUGCGACGAAAUUUGGAGUGUUCACCAAAGAGAAAGGGUGCCCUAGCUGCGGUUUCGCAUUUUGCAAAAAGUGUUUGCGUUUUAAAGCUGUUAUCCCGAGGCUGGGCAUAACUGAGCAAAAUGUAUGCAAAUCAUGUUAUGACCAGAAUUCAAGUGAAAAAAGAGACGAAGAGAAAGAAUGUCGCUCUCCCCCAGAUGUAUUUUUGAGAAGAUUAGAGUCUUUGGAGAAUCCAGCUCGACCUCCGAUCACAGUUUACCAUCACGAUUCUCGCAUGGAACAAUUAAAGACUGGAUUGACGGCUGAAGAUCGAGAGAUCGCUGAACGACUGGAGAAAUUGAAGGAUGAAAGAAAACGUCAACGUGAGGUGCCAACAGAAGAAGAUAUAGUUCGCAGAUUGGCAGCUCUUAAGGGCCAGAAUCCGGAGACUGCUGUGGAAGUGACAUUAAAGAAGAAAGAGGUUUUCAACUUGCCAGAUACACGGUCAAAUGAACAGAAGACAAAUGAUCUAAUUAAGCAACUUAUUGAGGAGCAGAUAUUGGCAGUUAAACACAUUAGUCCUGAAGAACUAAUUGCAAAACGAUUAGCUCGUCUAAGAGGUGAUGAUGCUGCUCCUACUGCUGGUGCAAGUCCAGAUAAGUCUAAUGAAGUGGAUGUAGAAGCAGUAGCUGGUAAACCAUCAGAAAAUACAGAAAGUUCUGAGCAUACUGAUGACUUUAAGACCCUAAUGAAAAUGGCCAAGACUGAAUGGGAUGCUGUUCAAAAGGAGUUGAAACCUGGAAUGAAAAAAUCAAAGACUGGAGAAAAUGUACAGGAUGAAUCAGAAGAAUCUGAAGACAACCAGGCAGUUGACCAAGUUGUAAGAAGGGCAAUGGAUGAGGCAGCACUGGGUAUCGAUGAUGCUGAAAAAGAACUGGAAAGUACAGCAGCAGAGGAUACAGAAGAGCUGCCAUGGUGUACUAUCUGCAAUGAAGAUGCCAUCAUACGAUGUGUGACUUGUGAUGGUGACCUAUAUUGCAACAGAUGUUUUGCAGAAUUCCAUGAUGAUGAGGAUAUGAAAAGACAUCGAACUGUCCCUUUCAAAUCACAAAGAGAGGACUAAAUCCUGAAGUUGAAAUAUAAUAAAUACAUAAUUUACGGUAAAAAAUAUGGUUUUGAAGUUUAUAGAUAAUAAUUGUAUUUUAUGUAUUGUUCUAUUCAUUGUCGAUGUUGAUCUUUAAUGUACGAAGAAGGUUAACAUAUUUGUGAAAUUAUAUUGAUACUGAACAUGUGCUUUUUAGUGCUUCGUUGAAACUGCUUUGUUUCAAGCAUUCAAACUGUGAUAACUUGAGUUAGUUAUAAUAAGAAUUAUGCUACUUUAAGCACUCCUAGAUAAAUUUGUAAAUUUCACAUGCAGGAAAAAUAAAAAACAUUACUUCUCCCAGCAAUUCAAGAUUUUCUUUUUCUCAGUGUUACGGUAUAUGAAAAUAAUAUCAAAACUAUUUUGAAUUUUGCCUAUUGAGAUCCAUACAAAUGACUCAAUUCAAAAACAAUUCUGCAUGAAGCUUUUACAAACAUAUAACUUAGUAGUAGCUUUUAUUAUUGUAGGAUAAGAAUAAAUUUGUUGCUAACUGGGCCCUAACAUAAUGUCAAUGCUAAUGUGUAGUUUUGGAGUAUGUUUUGAGGGAUGGAAUUUUAAGAAUAUACAUUAUACUUCCCUCUUGAAUUUAACGGAAUGUGCAUUGCAAUAAUCCCAUACAUUUUCGUGUUUACUAAGCGCAUCAAAAUUCAAAGCGAGGGAUAUUAAGGGAAUCAAAUCAACUAGGUGUUGAAUGUAAAGAAAAGCGAUAAAGUAUCUAUCCAUUAAUAUUGAUGCCCAAAUACUUCAGUAACAUAUUUUCUGUGGUCAAUAUGACUUAUAGCCUUUCCAGACUGUCUUACUGGUCUUAUAACAAAUGUGGAUAAGGGUGAGGCCAAGAAUUGGAAUUUUUCAAGGAAAGGAAAAUAGAUAUGAAAUAAACUGGGGAUCGAACCACUGCUGGAAAAACUGGAAAGAUUGUAGGAACAUCUUAGAAGAAUACCUGAUAGAUUAGUAGUAGACAAAUUGUAUAUAAAAUUACAAAUAAGGCAGUUAUAAAUAAAAAUUACAUGAAAUCUAAAAUUGAAUGAAUGCAAAUAACUAGUCCAGGUAUGCAACAUUUUUACUGAGUGCAGACGUUUUACGUAUUACUCUGACAAACAUCUCUUACAAUCAUCUUUUAUACAAGAUUUCUUUUAUAAAAUGUACUCUGAAAUAGCCAAAAAAAUCAAAAAUAAAGGGCAUCAUGUUUUCUUACUUCACCAUUCACACAUUAUUAAAGUCAAAUGUCCUGGAUAUUAAUAUGCAAAUAUUAAAAGUAAGUAUUUAAUUUCAGCUUUAAACCACUAUCAUCUUUAAUCAAUAUUUAAGUAGAGAAGGUUCAAAAUGCAG